This is a messenger RNA of Zygosaccharomyces rouxii, 1755 nucleotides long. Its product is annotated as C2H2-type zinc finger protein. Gene Ontology annotation, cellular component: nucleus. NCBI's taxonomy places the organism in Eukaryota, Fungi, Ascomycota, Saccharomycetes, Saccharomycetales, Saccharomycetaceae. The coding region runs from base 1 to 1755 and encodes 584 amino acids. The record is from RefSeq and is a predicted model, not a curated record. The transcript has a single exon.
AUGAGUGGAUUAUUUCAAGACUACGAUUCAAAUGCAGCUGCAACAGCAGCUGCAAAUAUACCCGAUGUCUUGCCUAAGGAGUUUCUUGCGGAAGAUUUAAUUACAGAUUCACGUAAUGAUACCGCAACUUCGCUUUCCUUAGAUUUGAGUAAAGAAGGUGGGUUCUCAUCAGCAGGAGAUAGCAUUUCUAAUUCAGCUUCUGCUAAGCAUGACCAGGGAAACCAACAGAAUUUGGUAGGGACAUCACCUUUAGAAGCGCUAGAAACAACAAAAUUACCGCUAUCUACACCGAUGUCCAUGAUAGAGAACACGAAUACUAACUCCAAUGCCGGUAAUGGCAGUGGAAUAGAUCCAAAUCUUUUGAAUAACAACUUGUUUAUGGAUUCACUCGGAUUAAGUCCACCAACUGAGGAGUUGAGUGGACCUGACCCAUAUUCACAACCAAGUUUGAACUCGUUAUUAGAUGAUUACGUUUCUACGGAGAUGCUUCUGAACAAUAAUAACCAAGGCCCAAUACAAGAUACUGUCACCAGUCCCGUACCGGACGUGACUGGUUCAAGGGGUUCAAUCUCACACUCGGUAGAUUUUUGGAAUUUGCCCAACAAUCCCAAGACAAGAAGACGUACGACUGGAUUCACGGGAAUUGAUAGUGAACUGUCUGAUGUUUUGAAUGGGUACCAUCUAAAUUUAAGACGGAAUUCCUUGAGUAAUAAUGUAGGUGGUGCACCACCGCCAUCCCAACGGCAUGGAUUUAAAAAACAGCCGCAGAGAAGUUCAAUGUCCGUCUUGGAUGGUCCGUUGAACACAGAUUUGUUUAACAAGAUAUAUGAAAAUGGCGUGUCGUCAUCAAAUUUGAAACUGGUCUCACCUUGGGAAAAGAAUACGAAUGGUGAUGACGAUCAAGGUUUACCUUCAAAUUUAGAACCGAUGAUGUCACCCAAAUCUCCAAAGAACGUUAUUGGUACUGGCACUGGUAGCGGUACUGGCGGUAAACGGAGACCAGCGACGUCAAAUCAGAACUUUAUCAAUCCCUCAAUGGUUCUGUCUGACAAUGCAUCUACUUCUGCAAAGGUUGCCACUACAGGUGGUGGUAAUAGCGAAGGGAGUUUUGAUUUGUCUCUCGAUCCACAGGCGAUUAUGCGCGAAUCUCCGGGUCCGAAUCAAGUGGAGGGGGGCAUACCUUCACCACUAGUGUUACCGCAGGAGCUUUCUUCACCCUCACCUAAAGAACAAGAGGCUACAACGCUAGGGCAACAAGAUCCAUUACCGUUGGGGCAACAAGAGCCAUUGCCAUUGGGGCAACAAGAGCCAUUACCGUUGGGAGUUCCAGAAACUCCGCUACCAUUGACGGUGCCACAACAAUCACAAGCACAAGCACAGGCGCAGCAUGAAAUCCAGAGUCCUCCUCGGCCACUUGCAGCACCUGCAGCAGCUAGAAGAAGGAUGUCAACUGCCAACAUAAUGACUAUUCACAAUGGUAACGGUGCUGUUAAUGUUCAAAACCAGCCUACAGUGUCAAGCAGAAAAAACAGUAGAUCCAUUACACCAAUGAACGCAUCCGAUGAAGAUGUGAAACCUUUUAAAUGCAAAGAGUGUUCGAAGGCAUUCCGUCGCAGUGAACAUUUAAAAAGACAUAUCAGGUCUGUGCAUUCAAGUGAACGACCAUUUGCCUGUAUGUUUUGCGAAAAGAAAUUCAGCAGAAGUGAUAAUCUGUCCCAGCAUUUAAAGACCCAUAAGAAACAUGGUGACUUUUGA